AAAUCAGUGUUGUGGCAGCACAAUGUGGCUGUCAAAUUCAGUGAUCGUUAUUUUGUUCUUAUUCCCAACGUUCGGUGUCGACGCUAAUUACUUCGGGACAAGCAAUGAUAACGAUGACCAAUGUUUCUGUAAGCUCAAAGGAUCCAUAGAUGACUGUAGCUGCAGCGUGGAUACAGUCGAUCACUUCAAUAAUAUGAAAAUAUAUCCGAGGUUAAGGAGUCUAUUGGUUAAGGAUUACUUCAGAUUUUACAAAGUCAACUUGAAACAAGAAUGUCCUUUCUGGUCAGAUGACAGCAGAUGUGCGAUACGCUACUGUCAUGUAGAACCAUGCCAAGAUGAAGAUAUACCAGCUGGACUGAAAGGAGAUGUAUCUAGGCAUAAUCAUUACAACGAAAAUCCAGCCGAUAAGUACAGUGCUCCUAGACCGCUAGAAGACUGCGAAAGAAGUUCUCAAGACUAUAACAAAGAGCUUGGAUAUUUAAACACGACGAUUAGUGUAAAAAAUUAUGAGGAAUUUGAAAUGUGGCAAAAGCAUGACGACGCUGUCGAUAAUUUCUGUGUGAGUGAAACAAGUCCUGGUGAAUAUGUUGAUUUGUUGCUAAAUCCUGAAAGGUAUACAGGCUAUAGGGGCCCAAGUGCUCAUAGAAUAUGGAGAAGUAUCUAUAUGGAAAAUUGCUUCAGGCCAGAGAAGUCUACUCGCAACUUUGUACAAUCAAAAAUGAACGGAAUGUGCUUAGAGAAGAGAGUCUUCUAUAGAGUUGUAUCAGGGUUACACUCGAGCAUCAACAUUCACCUGUGCUCCAAGUAUUUAUUGUCAGAAAAGGAUAGUUUGGAAACUGUGUCAGCUGGUGCUCAAUGGGGUCCAAAUUUGUCGGAACUACAGAGGAGAUUCUCUCCGGAAACAACUGGAGGCGAAGGACCAACUUGGCUGAAAAAUUUGUAUUUCAUUUAUCUGCUUGAAUUAAGAGCAUUGGCGAAGGCUGCGCCCUAUUUAUUGAGAGAAGAAUAUUAUACUGGUAAUGACGAGGAUGAUCGCGAUACCAGAUUGGCUGUUCAUGAUUUCUUGAAUGUUGUAAGGUCAUUUCCUGAUCACUUCAACGAAAGUGUUAUGUUCAAUGGAGGAGCACAGGAUAAAGCGUUGAAAGAAGAGUUUAGACAACAUUUCAGAAAUAUAUCAAGGAUUAUGGACUGCGUUGGUUGUGACAAGUGCAAACUCUGGGGAAAGUUGCAGAUCCAUGGAUUGGGAACGGCAUUGAAAAUAUUAUUUUCUGGAAAGUUUGAUAGAUGGGAACCAACAUUGGAUGAUAUUACAAAGCAACAGUUUUAUCUUGAGAGAAGUGAAAUUGUUGCAUUGAUCAACGCUUUUGGAAGGUUGUCUGACAGUGUUUUCGAACUGGAAAUGUUCCGACAAAUGAUGAGAUAGCACAAUGAUGACGUUGAGGAGUGAAUAUUUUUAUUGGCUUUUUUUCAGACUUAAACAUCACACGUAGGUUAUAUAAUAUUCAUAAUAAUGUCGGUAUAGCUUUGAAUUAUACAUAUUAAGUACACAUUACAGUCACAAAAAAUACGUUAAUUUGAUCAGGUGUAACAUUUGUUUCACACGGAGUGGCAUUCCUGUAGUCAACAUUCAUAGAGUUCAAUUUCGUUAUAACGCUUUUUAAGUAAAUAUAUCUCGAAUUCGUUGCAAGCGAGAAAAUGCGAUAUGCGGGUGUAAAAAGUAGAGUUUAAGAAAUUUACCAACGGUAAUGACACGCACAAUUCGAAUCGUAUUUGAGACUGUUGUAGCUUGAAAGCUCCGGUGGUUUUUGAUUUUACAGAAAAUUACGAUCCAGAACGCGAAACGUUGGAUGCGAGAGAGUUAUAAUAAUUUAACGACGAGAAAUCUUAUCUCUACAAAUUGAAUCAAUUGAAGCUCUCUGCAAUAUUUUUAUGAUUAUUCCUAAGUUCCGUUUCUUUUACCAAUGAAAGUGUUUGGGGAAAUAAACAUCACUAUUCAGAAGUAGGAACAAAAGAGAUAUAGGUCCUGUAAUAAGUUGAAUGGGUAACAGGAAACGUCAGACAUGAGCAUUCUAUUUCUUAUGUUACUGUUUCACUGACAAUGAAUGAAAGCAUGAUGUAUCUGUAAAAUAAUCUAUCUCUACUGUCUGUGAUACAUACUUUCCUCCAGUGGGUAUAAUAGGCGUAAUGAUUAUCGGUGUAUUAUACAAUGUAUAUUCUUACCGUUUAUAACUAUCCAAUUUCCAAAUAGUAGGCUCAACGCAUA
Messenger RNA from Neodiprion fabricii, 2263 nucleotides. It is a transcript of the gene Ero1L, whose product is annotated as ero1-like protein. Gene Ontology annotation, cellular component: endoplasmic reticulum; endoplasmic reticulum membrane. The transcript is spliced from 8 exons. The record is from RefSeq and is a predicted model, not a curated record. NCBI's taxonomy places the organism in Eukaryota, Metazoa, Arthropoda, Insecta, Hymenoptera, Diprionidae. Gene Ontology annotation, molecular function: protein-disulfide reductase activity; thiol oxidase activity; FAD binding. Bases 23 to 1423 code for a protein of 466 amino acids. Gene Ontology annotation, biological process: protein folding in endoplasmic reticulum.